Molecule: messenger RNA, 1473 nt
Organism: Penicillium pulvis
Lineage: Eukaryota; Fungi; Ascomycota; Eurotiomycetes; Eurotiales; Aspergillaceae
Product: chitin deacetylase CDA6
Exons: 2
Coding region: 1-1473 (490 amino acids)
Biological process (GO): carbohydrate metabolic process
Molecular function (GO): chitin binding; hydrolase activity, acting on carbon-nitrogen (but not peptide) bonds
Source: RefSeq, a predicted model, not a curated record
AUGCACUUUACACACUCAUUGCUUCUCUUUGGCAUUUUCGCUGGAAUCGCGUUGAGCUCUCUUGGCGCGCGAUAUGCGCCAAUCACUCCUGAUCCAAAUGUUGAGCCGGCACCGAUCAUCGGGCAUCGUCAGCACUUUUUACCCUGGCAUGUUCAAAACAACCCUACAGAAACCGAGGGCCUAUUCGAGCCUGCCACGCCGGCAGAUGCACCCAAGCACCCUUUGGAGCGUCGUGAGCAAAAGCUCGCUAGCCCCCUUGACUACCGCUGCGGUGAAAAACAUGGAAGAUGCCCCAGUGGUACCUGCUGCUCCAGCGCAGGUUUCUGCGGCACUACAAAGGCACACUGUCGUUCUCCAGACUGCAAGAUCGACUAUGGCCAAUGCGAUGCCCACAAAACACCGAAAGGUCCUCCCACGAAGGACAUCAUGCGGCCCAAAGUCGGAGUUGUUCCAUAUGGUCCGCAACAAAUCCGAUCUUGCUCAGUCCCAGGAACGGUGGCUUUGACGUUUGAUGAUGGUCCCUCUCGAUAUACCGGUGAUCUUCUUGAGCUACUCGACAGGUAUGAGGCACCGGCAACAUUUUUCGUCACUGGCAUCAACAACGGCAAGGGUGCAAUCGAUGAUCCUGACUUGCCUUGGGCUUCCUUGAUUGAACGUAUGGUGCUCGGUGGUCAUCAAAUUGCCAGUCAUACCUGGUCUCACGAGGAUCUCAGCAAGAUUACACCCACUCAACGUAUUGAUCAGAUGGUCAAGAAUGAAGCUGCUCUUCGGAACAUCAUGGGAAGUUUCCCCACCUAUAUGCGCCCACCGUUUUCCAGUUGUGAAGAGGGAUCUGGAUGUCGUGAAGAUCUGGGUCGCAUGGGAUACCAUAUCGUGUUGUAUGAUGUGGACACGGACGACUACAAAAAUGACAAUCCGGGCUUGAUUCAGAAAUCGAAGGACAUGUUUGACAAGGCUUUGGCUUCUGGAAAUCCUGCCUCACAUUCUUGGUUGAUCAUUGCCCACGAUGCCCACGAACAGACUGUUCACAACCUCACAGAACACAUGCUGCAAACAAUGUCACGCCUCGGAUACCGCCCUGUCACCGUCGGUGAAUGCCUUCGAGACCCACGAGAGAUGUGGUACCGCAAAGAUAGCCGCUGGACCGGGCACAUACAGAAAAAUACCAAGAUUUCCCACCAACAAGUAUCAGUUGACGGUACUUGUGGCAAGAACUACACUUGUUCGGGCUCUAGCUUCGGACUGUGUUGCGGUCAGUGGAAUCUCUGCGGAAACAGCUCCAGUCAUUGCGGGCAAGGUUGUCAAAAGGGUGCUGGCUACUGCGCCGUGGAAGUACCCCACAAUGGCGAUGCGUGGGACUCAACUGUUCCGAAGAAAGGGAAUAAAUCAGAGGGAGACUCCGAGUUUCGAAACCUCGGUACUGCGGCCGUGACAUCUUUGUUCCUGGCAUUGAUUGUGGCGAUUUGGAUGUGA